AUGUUUGGCUUCUUUGAGCCCCAAUUCAAUCCCGCCAAAGACAUCCCGGACCUCUCCGGCAAGGUCAUUCUCGUCACCGGUGGCAACGUCGGCCUCGGGCUGGCGUCCGUCAUUGAGCUGGCCAGACACAACCCAAAGCGUAUUUUCCUCGCGGCACGCAAUGAGGAAAAGGCCCGCAAGGCCAUGGAGAGCAUCUCGUGGGAGUUGGGCACCGAGAAGGCGUCUGUGGUGUCGUUCUUGCCGCUCGACCUGAGCUCGUUCGACAGCAUCCGCAAGGCGACCGAGGAGGUCAAGUCGCAGACGGACGAGCUCCACAUCCUGCUCAACAACGCAGGGAUAAUGAUGACGCCAGCCACCACGACCAAGGAUGGCUACGAAGAGCAAUUCGGAACCAACCACAUGGGCCACGCGCUGCUGACUCGUCUGCUGCUUCCGCUGCUGGAGAAGACGGCUCAGGGCGGCAAGGUCGACGUGCGCGUCGUCAAUCUCUCGUCGGCAGGUGAGGGCAUGGCGGCCAAGGACGGCUUCAGUGAUUUGCCGCGGUACAAGACACCCAUGGAAGACGUCUCUACCUACACACGCUAUGGCGCGUCCAAGUUGGCCAACAUAUACCAUGCGCAAAUGCUUGCGCGCAAGUAUCCCCACAUCAAAGCCGUGGCUGUACACCCGGGAGUUGUGAACACCAACCUGUUAGAGGGUACCAAGAAAAGCUAUCCAUGGCUCGUGCCAAUCUUUAUGCCUUUUACCGGCCUGUUGUUCAAGAGUCCGGCGGAGGGUGCCAAAAACCAGCUGUGGGCAGCCACAAACGAAAAAGUUAUAAGCGGCGAGUUUUAUUGGCCUGUCGGCCUUCUGGACAAGGGUUCAGCAUUGUCAAAGAAUCCCAAGGAGGCUGAGAAACUGUGGGAGUGGACCGAGAAGGAGCUGGAUGCGUAUUUGAAGCAGUGA
This is a messenger RNA of Pyricularia pennisetigena, 945 nucleotides long. RefSeq lists its product as uncharacterized. NCBI's taxonomy places the organism in Eukaryota, Fungi, Ascomycota, Sordariomycetes, Magnaporthales, Pyriculariaceae. The coding region runs from base 1 to 945 and encodes 314 amino acids. The transcript has a single exon. The record is from RefSeq and is a predicted model, not a curated record.